Molecule: messenger RNA, 2693 nt
Organism: Limulus polyphemus (Atlantic horseshoe crab)
Lineage: Eukaryota; Metazoa; Arthropoda; Merostomata; Xiphosura; Limulidae
Exons: 8
Coding region: 194-1105 (303 amino acids)
Source: RefSeq, a predicted model, not a curated record
ACAACAUUGACAGAAUUAUAGGAUUAUGAUUAUCGUGUAUGGUUUUUGUGUAUGAAAAUUCAGAGUGCUUGAAAAAUAAAUUAUAUUGAUUUUCCUUUGUAGUACAUUGUCAGAGAAAUAUUUUUAAUGGCGUAUAUAUAGUUUUUGGAGACAAUAUGAAAGUGUAGUUGGAAGUUUGACAAUGUGACGUAAUAUGAAAAACACAGACUAUGAAAAGGAGGAUUUUUGUAAGAUACAAAACACUGAGAUGGCUAAAGAAAAAACUCCCGUAUCAAAACCUGACCAAAAUGUUGACAAAGAAAGAAGUAUUGAAGAUGGAGUAAAAAACUGUGUGGCUAGUGUCUCAGUUACAGAUAAUAACAUGAUUAGGGACAUUCAGGAGAGAAAAAGUGGAUGUUCCAAAAUAGGUAAUCUUAGCUCAGGUGAGAAACCAGAACCAAGGUUUCAAGAAGGAAGCAGGAAAAAAGACCAAACCCAAUCAAAAACUAGUUGGCGGAGCCAGAGCUUUACUGAACAUGGAUUUCAUAGGAAGAGGCCACAAUUAUCUGUAAGUGAUCUACCUCGGAAACCUUCUCACUUGACUCGUAGUCCAAGUGGUGGUUUUGGAUUUCAAAGAAAAGGACUAUCCACCCAUUCAAGCUCGUCUUCUCACUCCUCUGGAGAGGCAAGGUUUUCAAUAUCAAGUUAUCGUCCUCGGCUACAUUCAGACUCCUUCCCUGAACAAGGUUGUCUUCUCCCUCGUGGCCUUAAAGAUCAACAUGCAGCACACAGGUGUGGUUGGUCAGAAUCAGAUAGUGGUUCUGGUGUUUCUCCAGCAGAGGGCCAGACUAGCCCUGGCUUCCAUGAUGAAGGAGCUGUUGUACCUUCUUCAGUUUGUACAUUUGAUCUAAGCAAAAAAUCAGAUAAAGUUUCAAAGAUGCAGAAAAGGAAAGAAUCAAAGUUUGAAGUCUUUGUUCCCUUGUGUGAUGUUCAACAGAGUUUAAAGAAAGGAGAAGUCAUUGAGGGAGUGCUGAAAAUGAAUCCGAAGGACUACAAAGACUCUUACAUUAGUGCACCAAUUAUCCUUGGACGCUCAGAUGGACAUUUAUAUUGGAGACACAAAUGAUGAAAGUGCUUUUUUGUAGCUGAAUAAUUUAUUCAGUGUCACAUGGAAAAAAAACAGGGUUCAGACAUUUGUGAGGACCUCGGUAGCUACUAAGUGUUAAAAACCUCACUGCAUAGUUUCUACUCUUCCACCUACUUCAGACAGAAAAUAUAUUGGAAAAUUAACACUUGCAAUGAGGACCUUUAACAAUAGACUUGGUGUUUAGAAGGAAACAGCAUGUUGUUUCUCUUUAUUGCUUUCCUACCUGGAUUUUCUUUCAGGAGUUUAAUUUUAAGCUUAUUUAACAAAACAGUUGGUUUAGGUAUUCAUGACAACUGGAAUAAGUUUUUUCAUUGCAACAACAGAUUUAUGUAAGAACAAAAAAUUAUCACAGAUUGAUAGACAUUGGACAUUAUACUAUUUAGGUAUUUUUAGUUUUCAUAUAAGUUAUUUUUAGUAUUUUAGGUAUUUUUUUACACAACAGUCAUCUUUUACAUUAGCUAUACUAUAUAUCUUAAUGUUCCUUUCUUGAGGUUUAAGGCUUAAUUUUUUGUUUUUACUAAUUAGCUGCUUUCUAAGACCAAACAUUCUUUCACAUUUCACUCUAUAAUUUAUAUAUAUUUUUUCACAUCUAGCCAAUUCUAAACUAAAGUUUGCCUCAUGCAUCUUAGUAAUUUGUUUGUACUGUAUGACAGGUAGUUGUACUACAGGGCUAAACCCUCUUUUUCUAUCAUAGUAGUUUCCUUUAUCUCACAUAGUCAGCUAUAUUCCAUGACUAAAAUGAACCUGAUUAUUCUAACCUUGGAGCUUGUACUACUAUAUAGCAAUAUGUGUAUUAGGGCUAAGACUUGCUUCUUCUAACUCAUUUUCUGAUAUGAUUUCACAGUUAGGGCUAAAGCCUGCUUCUAAUUCAACAGUUUGAACUAUUUCAUGGCAACCUGUACUCAAAGGCUCAAAUCUGCUUCAUCUACAAAAUUAAUUUGUGCCAUUUCUUAGCUGGCUGUCCUCUAGGGCUAAAACAUACCUCCCACAUUAUUAGUAUAUACCAUUUCAUAAGUAGCUGUAUUGUUUGAAUCCUGCUUCUUCUGUCUCAUUAGUUUGUGGUAUUUUGUAGCAUAAUGUGUAUUAGAGAUAAAAAUUGCUUCUUUCAGCUCAUUAGUUUUUACUGUUUGAUAGCCAGUUGUACUCUUAAAACCUUCUCCUCGCUCAGUACUUGGUACUUUUUCAUAGCAAGCUGGAGGUUUUUUGAAAACUUAGAUUUCCAAGUGUACCAUAUUCAGGAGCGAAACAGCAAGUUUUUCUAGUUUUGUUGUUGUACUCUAGGAUUAAGAACUUGUCAAUUCUUCUAGGUGCAACUGUUUUAUAGCAAGCUAUAGUCUUGAUCUGAGAUAUUUUUGUUUUUCAAUAACUGAUACUGUUUUGUAGCAGAGUUUAUCAUAGUGUCAACCAUUUCUUCUUUCUUAGUAACUGCUAAUAUUUUUUAGCAAACUAGCUUAAUACAAAUCCUUUCUUCUGUCUCAGUAGGUGGCACUGUUUCAUAAUGUAUACAAACACAAGGAAUAUAUAAAAGAAAUCACAAAAGAUGCAAGACAAAGUUUAAAAAAGAAAA